CACUGGUCCAGAGUGGAGGCAGAAUUGCAUAUCGCUUCAGCCAUGUCAAGCUACUGCUUAAAACUAACAGUAUGACAAAGGAGGGGCAGCCAGAACAACGGCCUGUGGAACAAAAGGUUCCAAAUAAACUCCAGAUCACAAGGACGGAGAAACAGAAAGUGGAGCACGUGGUCCCACAAUCAACACUUACGUCUAUUGUGAAUCCAAAUGAGGCCCCAACUACUAGUAGAGCCGCCAUUCAAAAAAGGCUUUGGAUGCGGCCACCUGUGGGUGGAGCAUCAACAACUCCAAAAGAGCGCCAGAAGGAAAAAGGGCCACGAAGAGCUCGACUUCAAAAGGAAGUCGAACGCUCUCUCAAUAAAACUCAACAAAAAUGAGCACCAUAGGGGUGUUACAGGCGAACCUGCACCACGCGAAAGGAGCAUCGGCUACCUUGUGCAGGACCUUCGCCACAAAAGGACUGGCCAUAGCGCUUAUCCAGGAGCCAUGGACAGUCGGUGGGCAUAUAAAAGGCCUUCAACAUCAAUCAAAUUUCAUCCAGAGGGACUUGGUGUCGGCCAUUUUUGAGAUCCCGACGGAGUGCGGAACACGAGAGAUCGUGAUCGCAUCGGCCUACUUUCCAGGCGAUGCAGAUGAAGCACCACCUGAAGCAGUCACA
Molecule: messenger RNA, 658 nt
Organism: Teleopsis dalmanni
Lineage: Eukaryota; Metazoa; Arthropoda; Insecta; Diptera; Diopsidae
Exons: 2
Coding region: 208-567 (119 amino acids)
Source: RefSeq, a predicted model, not a curated record